This is a messenger RNA of Periophthalmus magnuspinnatus, 1136 nucleotides long. RefSeq names its product Golgi-associated PDZ and coiled-coil motif-containing protein. The record is from RefSeq and is a predicted model, not a curated record. The coding region runs from base 1 to 1062 and encodes 353 amino acids. The transcript is spliced from 7 exons. Lineage: Eukaryota; Metazoa; Chordata; Actinopteri; Gobiiformes; Gobiidae. Gene Ontology annotation, molecular function: protein binding.
AUGCACCAGCCACUACAACCCCCAUCCUGCCCGUCCUGCCCCUCAUGCCCGUCCUGCCCCUCCUGCCCCCCUCCCAUGCACCCUCUGACCCCCCGGUGUGGCCUGUACCCCCCUGAACGACCCGGGACGCCUGAUGGAGUGGGCCCAUGGCCUGAGCCAGAUGCCCUCCCAGAGCUGUUCGUCCAUCAUCACCGAGGAGAGACCCAAGUGGACAGAAUAUUUCAGAAGCAUACUGCUCUAAACGUGGGCCCCAAUACCUGUGGAGAACCCCUUCUUCACAAAAACCUUUGUCCCAUCAGAAGACAACCCAGACCUGUCCCAGCUCCAGAACAAACCCUGUUAUGGGACAUCCCACAAGGACCACUGAAAUUACAGAUCCGAGUGAAUGGCCAGAGGGGUAGUUUGGGGAUUAGCAUUGCUGGUGGAAAAGGCUCUUUGCCCUACAAACAACAGGAUGAAGCCAUUUUUAUCUCCAGAGUGACAAAAGGAGGUGCCUCAGAAAAGGCAGGGGUCCAGGUUGGAGACCGACUCCUCGAGGUCAACGGACUCAGCAUGCACGAGGCCACCCACCAGCACGCGGUCAGCGCCCUGAGGAAUGCUGGGAGCUCCAUCCGGAUCAAGGUGCUCAGAGACCCGCUGACCCCCCGGGAAGAGGCUCUGGAUGUACAGGUCAACACGGGUAAACAGUUAAACCGCCAGGAAGCCCUGGGCAAAGGGGGUAAACCGCAUAAAGCGCACAGCGCGCGCAGUACGCACGGCACGCGCAGCUGUUUGUCCAACAAGAUCGAGGCUCUGGUCUGUAAUGGAAACGGAAUGGUUGAUUUGAAAAAAGACAUAAGUUUAUCUGAAAGAAAGAAAGAACCUCCAACUAAUGAAGAUUCACCCCUGGAGGACAAACACACGAUGCUCAUCCCGCGGAUCAUCCUCACUCAUCCCUCCACGUCAGAUGAAGAUGUAGAGCUGCUGACACGGAGCCCGGGCACAGAGCAGCCGUUUGCCUUUGACAUUUGUGACAGGGAGCGCGUCUCUGACUGUUUCGACAGCGCUUUUUACCCUCGUUGACCGCAGCCAGAGUCUCCUACAAGGACCACGAUCAAUGGCCCCUGUCACUGAUGUCAUAGUUAGAAAAAGAACAU